Molecule: messenger RNA, 531 nt
Organism: Lolium rigidum
Lineage: Eukaryota; Viridiplantae; Streptophyta; Magnoliopsida; Poales; Poaceae
Exons: 2
Coding region: 1-531 (176 amino acids)
Biological process (GO): negative regulation of catalytic activity
Molecular function (GO): enzyme inhibitor activity
Source: RefSeq, a predicted model, not a curated record
AUGGCCACGCGCAGCAGCAGCACGAGCCUCGCCCUGAUCGACGUGAAGGCGACGUGCGCCAAGACGCCGAACCCGAUCUUCUGCACCAUGGUGCUCUCCGCCGACCCGGACAUCAAGACGGCGACGACCGAGCGCGCGCUAGCGGAGCUCGCGAUCAAGGCGUCGGCCCGGCUCGGCGCCACGGCGGGGAGCUACGCGCGGCGCGAGCUGGACCUGGUCAAGGACAACCUGCUGUGGCAGUGCCUGGACGAGUGCGCGCAGGACAUCGAGGACGCCGUGUCGCACCUGGACGACGCCGAGGGCGAGGUGGACGACGCCAAGUUCAACCUCGUCGCACAGUACCUCCAGCUCUCCGAGCAGGACACCUGGUCCUGCGACGAGAGCUGCCGGGACACGCCGCCCUGCCCCGUCAGGACCGCCGUGCUCGCCAAAAACAACGACUUCGAGAAGAUGAUGAACAUCACCAACGCGCUCAUCAAGGUCGUCCAAGCUUCCGCCAAGCCCGCCACAGCGCUGCCGGCCAAGCCAUGA